AGAUAAUAUUGGGGUUCUGGUGGGUCUUAUCUAAGAUCCGCUAGCAAUCUGGAUGCGGGGAUAACAUCUCACACGGGAACCCGGGUGAUCCCUUGUACUAGUCUUAAGCCAUACACAGGCUCACCUCCGAACUUGGCAGGGGCCGAAAUCCUACGAGCCUGCAAGUCUAUCACAAUCACCAUUGCUGCAGAAAAAUGACAUACUCGAAGGCCAGGGUUGACUUACGUCUCAGUCUUGCCACUGCUCAGCACGGGAUAGUUCCGCGAAUUAUCCUACCCAGAAGUCGUACUUUCUGCUGGCUUCAUACCAGCGCCGCUCAAGUCCUCGGUUCACUCAAAGCAAACCAUUUUCAUUACAAUCACCAUGUAUUCAGGGUCUGAAGUACUGAAAAACUUCAAAAUACGUUACGCUCCUUUGAGUAGUCGCGAAGAUGGGCAGAAUGCUGAAAAUGAAUUGGACAUCGAGGACUGGCAACCCGCCAAAUUCCGUCAGCCAGAUCAUUCGUGGCGAUGGAUCCUUCUGAGCAGCUUCCUCGCCAUCCUCAAUAUCUAUCAGCUGCUACGUCCGUUCAAGUUUCCCCCCUUUGGUAUGGGCCACGCAGGAGAUACAUUCAGCAUGGGCUUCUCCACGGAUUUUGAGGAUGCACGUCAAGUGAUUGAGCUUGAACAGCGUAACUUCACCGGCUGGAUCGACUACAACACAACUGAAGACGACGUGUACCGUGUACUAGAUCCGAGUGAACCCCAGUACUUUGGGCCGCCCUCAAAGGAAAUGGAUGCUGACUGGGACUAUCUCCUUUACGGCCAGUACGUCGCCAUGACUGAUGAAGAGGCGACUCGCUAUCCCGGAAUCGUGACGUCCGGAAGAACUGGAAAUUACCACAUGCAACCCGACGUCUACCACUCUUUGCAUUGUCUCAACUCGAUUCGCAUGGAACUUGAGCCAGAGUACUACGCAGAACAUCCGCGUCCGGACGCCGAUGUGCCUGUACCAAAGAGCUGGGACAUGGUUCAUCGUGACCAUUGCCUCGAUCAGAUAAGACAGUCACUAAUGUGUUUCGGCGAUUUGAGCCCGGCGCCCUUCGCGGCAUGGGAUGGAUUCCAUCUGUCCAUUGCCGAAGGAAGGACGCAUACUUGCCGCAAGUGGGAGGGCAUCAGCGACUGGGUCAGGAUCAGAGAUCAGCGAUCUCCUGCGGUUUCAGGUGAUUGA
Molecule: messenger RNA, 1209 nt
Organism: Dothidotthia symphoricarpi CBS 119687
Lineage: Eukaryota; Fungi; Ascomycota; Dothideomycetes; Pleosporales; Dothidotthiaceae
Exons: 3
Coding region: 364-1209 (281 amino acids)
Biological process (GO): mycotoxin biosynthetic process
Source: RefSeq, a predicted model, not a curated record